AUGACCGAUUUAGAAGCCAACAAGGCUUCAAGCCUGGGAAACGACCAUCUCCCCGAGCACAAGGUCAGCGAGAAUGGCACCGAACUCUGUGGCUCGAAUGCUGCUUGUCAGGAGGACAAGGACCAGCACAGGUCGGCUUUUCACCAGCUUGGACUCCUGGAUCGGUUCCUGGCUAUUUGGAUCUUUCUUGCUAUGGCUAUAGGUAUUAUAUUGGGAAACUUCGUGCCGAGUACAGGGCCUGCGUUGCAGAGGGGGAAAUUCGUUGGAGUGUCCGUGCCCAUUGCUGUCGGGCUACUGGUUAUGAUGUACCCUAUCUUGUGCAAAGUACGAUAUGAAACGCUGCACCGGACGCUUCGACAGAAGGCAUUGUGGGUCCAGAUUGGGUUCAGUCUUGUUGUCAAUUGGAUCGUCGCCCCUUUUUUCAUGUUGGCGCUGGCAUGGGCAUUCUUGCCGGAUGAGAAGGGAUUGAGAGAGGGGCUGAUCUUGGUAGGAAUUGCACGAUGCAUUGCCAUGGUGCUCAUUUGGACAGGUCUUGCGGGUGGAGAUAAUGAGUAUUGCGCCAUUCUAGUCGCCAUCAAUUCCGUCCUGCAGAUGGUGCUGUUUGCACCGCUUGCCAUAUUCUUCAUCAAUGUCAUCAGUGACGACGAUAUUGAUCUGGAGUAUUCACUAGCUGCGAAGAGCGUGGGUGUCUUCCUCGGCAUACCACUCGGCGCAGCGAUAGUGACGCGAUUCGGGCUACGCAAUCUGAUCGGAGGGAAAUGGUAUGAGAAGAAGUUCCUUGUGUGGAUCAGCCCGUUGUCUCUCAUUGGGUUGCUCUUCACAAUCAUCGUCUUGUUCGCGUCGCAGGGUCGACAGGUCGUUCAUCAGAUUGUUUCUGUGGUUCGAGUGGCGGCGCCUCUGGUAGUAUACUUUGCAGUGAUCUUCCUGGCAACCCUGAUGAUAACCCGGCGCUUUGGCUUUGGAUACGAGCUGUCCUGCACGCAGAGCUUCACGGCAGCGAGCAACAACUUCGAGCUGGCAAUCGCAGUGGCAAUCGCUACUUUUGGAGUCAAUAGCGAUCAAGCAUUGGCGGCCACUGUCGGUCCCCUCGUUGAGGUCCCUGUGUUGUUGGGGUUGGUGUAUGCCGUCAAGUGGUAUGGCAAGCGGAAGAGUUGGUAG
Messenger RNA from Penicillium subrubescens, 1158 nucleotides. RefSeq names its product arsenic resistance protein. Gene Ontology annotation, cellular component: plasma membrane. NCBI's taxonomy places the organism in Eukaryota, Fungi, Ascomycota, Eurotiomycetes, Eurotiales, Aspergillaceae. Bases 1 to 1158 code for a protein of 385 amino acids. Gene Ontology annotation, molecular function: antimonite transmembrane transporter activity; antiporter activity; arsenite transmembrane transporter activity. The record is from RefSeq and is a predicted model, not a curated record. Gene Ontology annotation, biological process: antimonite transmembrane transport; arsenite transport. The transcript has 4 exons.